Trichosurus vulpecula (common brushtail) is the source of this 1464-nucleotide messenger RNA. Its product is annotated as HAUS augmin-like complex subunit 7. The record is from RefSeq and is a predicted model, not a curated record. Gene Ontology annotation, molecular function: microtubule minus-end binding. Gene Ontology annotation, biological process: spindle assembly; centrosome cycle. The transcript has a single exon. The coding region runs from base 24 to 1214 and encodes 396 amino acids. NCBI's taxonomy places the organism in Eukaryota, Metazoa, Chordata, Mammalia, Diprotodontia, Phalangeridae. Gene Ontology annotation, cellular component: HAUS complex.
GGCAGGGUAGGGAGCCCAGAAAGAUGGUAGAGUCCUGGUCAUAUAGCUGGGGCAGUAGUAAUGAUAGAGUGGCUGCCUGGCAAAUAAACUGGAAAAAGAAGGAGAAGAAAGAAGAAGAAGAAGAAAAGACAGCAGGAGAGGAGUGGGGAGAUGAAGUAGAGGAAUUAGAAAAGGAUGAAGAGGAAGAGGACCCCUGCCUAACUUUGGAGGUUCUAGAUGUGUUCAAGAGGCUCAUGGACAUAAAAUGUCCCUUCCUUGAGGGUCUUUAUAUCACCGAACCAAAAACAAUCAAACAGUUGCUAUGUAGCCCUUCAAUUUACCGUUUGACUAUUCUAGAAUGGUUGUUUGGAAGGCUGUAUCCUCCCUCUGAAGAAUUUUUUGCCACUUUUCAGGACCCCCAAGCUGAAGAGAAAAUAUUAGAGCUGGUGAGAAUAGGUCAUGAAUUGAUGUUGUGUGGACCAAAUGACCAGAAUCUCAUCGAGGGUUACGGCAAUGUGAAAAGGCAGCUCUGUUUCUUUAAACAGUUACUAGAUCUGGUCAGAAGUCUGGCUCCUGGAUAUGCCAACUUCUCAAGUGUAGAGAACUUCAACAACUUAGUGAAGAAAAAUGAGAAGCUGCUACACAAGUUGUUCAGUUCACAUCUCCAGGAGAUCCUAGACCCCAAACUGAGCCCUUUGCCGCUGGACAUUGAGUGCCACUUGAAGACAAAAGAAAAUCUGAAGUCAAGGGAGAGCAAGAUGGAAGAACUUUCUAAGAAACUGAAUGAGCUCACUGAAAUGCUCGAGGAGCUCAAAGAAUUUCCAGCCCUCCAAGGGAAAAUGCCCAGCAAAGGCAGCAGCAACGUGGGCCAGACUGUCCGUCUGACCCUCUCAGAUUUCCACCAGCUGAUCACUGCCUUUAUUCAUGUCUAUGAAACCGAAUGGAGGAAACACAGUAAGUCCCCCGCACCUAACAUCAACCAGUGUGGCCCGUUAUUUCAGUCUGUGUGUAAGACUCUGAUUCUCUACAGCCAAGAGCUGAAAGCUGUCGGAGAAGUCAUUCAUACCUCCAAGAAGGUAGAGGAAAUAGUAGAACAACAGCAACUAGACAAAGUCUGUUUGGGUAGAGAUGAGUACAUGAUGACUUUGGCCUCAAAAAUGGAAGAACUGAGACAAAAACACAAGCUCUUCAAAAAUUCUCUACAGAAACCCAAUGUAAGUAACAGUGGAAACUAAGGGACCUUUCCACUAAUCCUUAGGGCUCAGCUACUGCCCCUGGCUGGAAGAGGAGGAUUCACUGAAGCCUCCGGAGAUGUGGCAGAUUUUCUAAGGUGUUAUUAAUGGAAGAAGAUCAAGUGUGGUUAACCAAAACCUCUUUCCCAAAAGAAUGAGGGGCUAGUGUUGGGAAAACUAGAGUUUUAAUAAGUUGCUUUCCUCUUUGCCUUACUGAUGGCUUUUUGAUGAUGUGUGUUACAAAAACAAUUUA